This is a messenger RNA of Episyrphus balteatus (marmalade hoverfly), 1358 nucleotides long. RefSeq lists its product as uncharacterized. Gene Ontology annotation, biological process: regulation of transcription by RNA polymerase II. NCBI's taxonomy places the organism in Eukaryota, Metazoa, Arthropoda, Insecta, Diptera, Syrphidae. The coding region runs from base 130 to 1047 and encodes 305 amino acids. The record is from RefSeq and is a predicted model, not a curated record. Gene Ontology annotation, molecular function: DNA binding. Gene Ontology annotation, cellular component: transcription regulator complex; nucleus. The transcript has 2 exons.
ACUAACAAAACCAUCUACCAUCGACACGAAAUAGGUACCUAACAGAAAACAGAGUCUGAGUUGUCUCACUGCGACUGCUGGAGACCGGAGUUUCAGCAGUUCAUUUUUGAGUGCCUUCGAAGUAGGACUAUGGAGCUCAAGACUGUUGAAAAACUGAUUUCCUUGGUCAGAGAGAGGCCAACUAUCUAUGGACCACGUCCAAAGAGAGGCAAGAAGAAACACCAGAGGAUACUUGAUGCACUUUGGGGUGAAAUAGCUAUUGAGAUGAAUCGACCUGUGCGCCAAUGUAAACUAAAAUGGACUACCUUAAGAAACUGUUAUGCAAGGCUAUUACGCGAAGAACGUUCCCACAAAGUAAAAAAAAGACAUUGGCAUCUUAGAAACGAAAUGAAUUUCUUGAGAGAUCACAUACAACCGUACACCGAAAGCAGGUUAAAGCUGUUAUCAAAACGCACAAAUUCAUUACGUUGUAAAAUAUCAAAAUCUGAUAAUUCCACAACGAAUUGCUCAAUUGAUCAAAAUUCUUUUACAUCUUCUAUAAUUGAACAACAAAAAGAUUGUUCCUCAAAUGAUUUAUAUCAAAAUCCACAAGUACCAGAGUUUAUAAUUGAGGAAACAAACGAGCAAUGCAACAACACCAACAACAACAACUGGGAGCAGGAAGAAAAUUUGCCAGAAAAUAAUGAAACACUUAAUUUUAGUCCAGUGAUCAAAAUCAAUCCAUUUUCGUUAAGUGAAAGAAUAAAUGAAUCAUCAGAGGAUACUUUUCAACCAAAAAAUAAAAAUGAACAAUCCGAAUCAAAUAGUUUGUUCUUACGAAGUUUAUUAGCUGACUUAAAUAAACUUUCCGGUAGAAAACAACGAAUUUUUAAGCGAAAAACUUUAGAAGUGCUAGAAGAUUUAUUUAACGAAGGAGAAUAUGAUAUUCCUAGAGAUGAAAGUAAUGUUAGACAAUGCCAACUAACGAGAUCUAACUACAACUUUCAACAACAACAAGCAGUUAUAGCUGAAAAAUUCGUUCACAAAACGGAACCUACAAGUCCAUAGAUAAUAAAAAUGUAAAGAUGCAUGUGAUUUAAAAAAAUAAUUUCUUACUUAGAAAAGCAAAAUUAGUCCUGUCGAAAGUAUACAAUCAGCUCCAUUCGAGAUCGUAGAAUUUCGAUUAAAAAAUCAAAUUGUGACAGCGUUUUUUUUAGGCAGUAAGGACUGGAUACAUAUUAUUUUACUGUAAUUAUACAAAUAAAUUUAUUAAUAGAAUUUGAACAGAUUUAUAAAAUAUUUCUGUCUGAGAGCUUUGUAUAUUUUUAUAUUAAUUUAAGAUGCUAUAAAACUGUUUAAAUGUGCACAAGAAGUUUUUU